Glycine soja is the source of this 1156-nucleotide messenger RNA. RefSeq lists its product as uncharacterized. The record is from RefSeq and is a predicted model, not a curated record. The transcript has 2 exons. NCBI's taxonomy places the organism in Eukaryota, Viridiplantae, Streptophyta, Magnoliopsida, Fabales, Fabaceae. The coding region runs from base 269 to 649 and encodes 126 amino acids.
AUCAUCCACAUGGCUAUUGCUGUUCAACGCAACCAAUCCAAAACCAUUUCUCUUUUCCAUUGAUUCGUAUAUAUCCGCGUCAUUCAUUUUUCUCUGACCCUCAAACACAACAAAGGUCAAUCCAAUCACAACAACUUUAUCCAAUUGCCUCGUUUCUACCAAUAGCCCAACACAACCAACUCUUUUUUAUUUAUUUCCACCAAUUCUUUUCUUUUUUUUGUUUUUCAUUCUGCUUCAUCGGAUAAGCAUAAGACACCAUCUUAUUCAUAUGAUGAGGGGAAGAAGGAGACAUCAAGAUGAGCAAUCUCGCGCUUUGUACGACCUCUCCUCUCUCGUUCUCAACCUCCUUCGCUCGCCUCUGACGUUCUCCGACGAGGUUCCGCCAGCGUCACGGCGUCCGGGCCAGGCUCAGAUAUCCCCGGCGGGAUUCGCGUCGUUGCUGCUGGGAAUAUCCCUGGCGUUGAUGCUGUGUGGAUCUGUGACGUUCUUCAUCGGGUUCGUAUUGAUGCCGUGGGUUCUGGGAUUGGUCAUGCUCUUCUACGUCGCCGGAAUCCUCUCCACCCUCUCCGUCUUCGGCCGCUCCAUUCUCUGCUACGCCACCUCCCCACCCUCGCCGCGUAAGGACAUUCCCGCAUGGAAGCUUAUGUGAAGUGACCAAAUGAAGAAUGAAAAUGAGUUGUACGAUGGUGCAUGUGGGGGUUUUGUGCUGCCUACAGAUGCAGGAAUCGUAGUUAAAUGGGUUUUAAGCUACUGAAGUGAACUAUGUGGAUAUGGCUUCUUGUGCAUUAGAAAUAGCCAAGUAAAAUUCUGAAGAACUACUUACUACCUUGGUAUUGAGAUUGAGGGGUUGUUCUGUUCCCAGCUUCCUUCUUCCUUCCGUUAUCAAUUAUUUUAUUUAACUCUAUCGCACCUUGCUAAAAUUCUUAAGCUUAGGCUGUUGAAUUUCCUUUUGUUCAAUUAUAGAAAGAGAAGGAAAAUAUAUUGAUUUGACUCCUGAGAAACAGGGGUUGUACCGGAUCAAGAAAAAUGUUUUGGAAUCGGAUGGUUGUUUGUUGUGCCUAAUUGUCUAUAGCAGCUGAUAUUAUUUAUUCACAUAUCAUUUCUGCUGUUGAGUUGAGCGUGGUAGAUGAAUGAUGAGGAUUCUUAUUGUGGCCCA